AACUUGAUUCCCCUGACCCCGGAUCCGAACGCACUAGGACUGACACAGCUACAUGUGUACAUCAUUGUCGGCUUGCUGGCAUUCCUGUUCCUAGCUGCCUUGACCACUAUUGUUCUUUUGGCUUGUCGUGCUCGCGGUUUCCUCGGCGGUUCCGUGGCCAAUAGUGGACGUGAGGUGAAGGCGAACGGGUCCUAUUGGUGGCAUGGAUCGAAACAACCUCAACAUCACGGCUCCAUGUCUCACGCACACAAACCUCCAGCUCCGUCACCUGAUCCACAGUUCUACCGGUACAAUCAUUCUGCCGGGAGCAGUUUGGCUGGUGUACCAUUUUUGUCCCCUCAUCCCGGUCAUUCAGCUCAUCCUAGUCGGGUUGGGACUCAGUCCAGCGUCCGCGGUUUCGCCUCGAUUCGUGGGCCAUCCCAUAGACGUCCUUCCCUCGCCUCGUCCACUUUUGCUGUACCUGGAGGAAUGGAUGACAGUUCGACGGCGCUACUGACUGGACAGCAAGAGAACGCGAAACGAGGCAGUCAUGGGAGCACGGCACCAACUAUGACGGACUAUGUGGAUCGAGAGGAUUCAUCCGGAGCAGGUCAAUCACAUUUAGUAUUGUAUCCUACCUCCAGUGGGGAACAUGUCCCCGUCGUUAUGAUGAUGUCACCAGCCAUGCCUUAUGCGGUUCCUGCAAAUGCUGUCGGUAGUCGCACUGCCAUUAUGCCACGUUAUUCUCCUGCCUCAUCAAUGGUCUUUUACGGCCCGGCCACUUUGUCCGGAACCGGUACACCAACCAAUCAGGGUAGUUCGUCGUAUAUCGGUUACAAUUUAGACGCACCCGGAUCAGCAUGCAUUCCUUCUCGACAGCUACACCCAGCUUCUCCUGUCGCAUUCUAUCCGGCCACACCGCAUGCGACCUAUGUGUCAUCACAUCCGACUUCUCAAGGACAGUUUGUUCAGUUCGUCGGAAUGCGACCGAAUUCAGUAAUCGGUUCAGAUAGAUUGUCGUUGGGUUCGGGUAGCGAUAGAUUUUCUGCACAUAGCAGUCAAAUUCUAGCCCCACCUCAACAACAGCAGAAUCCCGCUCAACCCAUUCCCGCCUUCGUCCAGUAUCACACGCCACAGGUAGUACACGGUUCUCGAAGUAUGCUGAACGCGCAACAGAUCCUACAUCCUGUAUCUGUCGAACCACCCGCGACAGACGGGGUAGGUGAUCCACCGGAAAUGGACUAUGUGGAGAAUGGUCAGGAAGAGUUCAACGGAACUCUACGAUCUGGCAAGACGGAAACGCUUCGGCCAAAUGGCACACGAGCUGGACCGGAGCAUGGAGACGAGACAGACGCACGUCCUCAUGCCGACUAUCAAAAACCGCNAAAACCGCGCCCGCUUCCACCCAGCUUACAUCACGGUUCGGGAGGAUCACCGGCAAAAGUGGCGUCUAACGACACCGUUAAGUCUCAUGACAAUAGACCACCACGACCGAGCUGUGUGCUAGCUCCGGUGGCACAACCAAUCUGUCUCAUUCCAUCCAUCAACGGCUCGUGGAUCCCCGCCGUUGUUCUCCCCACUGGGCCACAUCCAACUUUCUGUCCUCAAGCGCAUCCUAUCGUUCCGGUUGAAUCGAACACCGGAAGACGAAGUUCGUGUGCUUCCAUGGGAUUUCUCAGCACGUCCUCGGCCGGUUUGCACCAGAAUAAACAACCUAUGUGUUACGGAUCGAUGGAGUGGAACAAACAAGAUGUUUCAACCCGACCCUUUUUACGUUCUCAUGUGCCUGUACCGUGCGGUUCACACGGCUCUCAACAGCCAACUGCAUCAGAUGUUUCAUUGCCUUGUACAGAGACGCGGUUCUCCCAGCGUCAUCUUAAUCGACCACCUGGACAGCACAGAGGGGCUCUUGGUGCGGCGGCACGACGAAGCGCUCGCCACUGGCGUAACCGAUCCAGCUCAGCUCUGGACGGCGGUCUACCUCCUAUGGUGCUCGGGCGACCGUGCUCCGCCUAUGUCGCUGGUUCUCUGCCUCCGAUAGAUUCUGCGCAUCGUCUCUGUCCCGGUUUAUCCAAUCCAGAUCUUCUGCCGCAUACAAAUAGUAGCCACGUAAACGGGACCGAUGUCAGAUUGGGGAAGAAAACGAUUCAGGACGAGGCGUCCGCUCCGCUCGCAUUUGUGGACGAAUUGCCAAUGCAUGAACUGAAAUCCGGUCGAGAACACUCAAAUCGACUAUUAAGUUUUGCUCCGACUAGUCGCGAUUCCGCUUUUCAUCAGACCACACCACAUCGGCUCAGUGCAGAACAGGCCGGUGUUGUGAUUCCUCAACGGAGAGAUUCACUGAAACCUUCACCGGAACAUGACUUCCCUAACGAUGGAUACGGGAAACAGUCGCAACAAUCACUUCAUGGCACACAAAAUAGGACGUCUGACUCCAGUGGAAUUCCCGAUCAAUCUGAUUCGAAUCCGCUCAGUCGUUCAGAGCCGACGGCAUAUAAAUCAUCAGGGCAAUUGGAAGAUGCAGUUUCAAAUGGCAGUGAUGAAUACAAUUCUAGCACUUUACGUGCUCGGUCACAUCAGUUGAACGGUUGUUACUCUGAGGUCAAUCAUGGUCCGUCGGCGUAG
Echinostoma caproni is the source of this 2604-nucleotide messenger RNA. NCBI's taxonomy places the organism in Eukaryota, Metazoa, Platyhelminthes, Trematoda, Plagiorchiida, Echinostomatidae. The record is from the annotation of a GenBank genome assembly.